This is a messenger RNA of Coturnix japonica (Japanese quail), 567 nucleotides long. It is a transcript of the gene RIIAD1, whose product is annotated as regulatory subunit of type II PKA R-subunit domain containing 1. The record is from RefSeq and is a predicted model, not a curated record. NCBI's taxonomy places the organism in Eukaryota, Metazoa, Chordata, Aves, Galliformes, Phasianidae.
CACACCCCCUUACACACACACACCGUUGCACACACUCCAUUACACACACACACACAUUCUAACGCCCCGUAACGCCGCUCACGCUGCAUUACAGGGCACACACCCCGUUGCACACUCACACGAUGAGCCCCAUCCCCCCCAUCCCACAGCGGCAGGUCACACACCCGCCGUUGCACACUUGACACGCGGUUACACGCGCACCGUCACACCCCGGCGGGGCCGUUACGCCGUUUUCCUUCCCCCCCCUCCCCGUGACGCCUCAAUUCAGCCCAACAUGGCGGAACCGGGACCGGCGGAACCGGGGCGGGCAGCGGCGCUGGAGCCGUCCCUACGUCUGUCCUCCGAGCGGUACCUGCGGGAGCGGCCGGAGGUGGCGAUGCUGCUGCGGGGGCUGCUGCGGCAGUUGAUGCUUCGUCGGCCUCGCAACGUCCUGGAGUUCGCUGCAGAGUAUUUCACGGACCCGGAGCUGCCACAGAGGAUUCGGGAGCAGCUGGAGACCUCAAGGCCACCGCAGUGAUGGUGACACCCUCCCCCGUGUGACACAAUGGUGACAAUGUGGUGCUCGUG